CCCUUUCCCUGCUACGGUAGCAGUUAGCAGCAGAGGCAAGGGGAAAAGAGAAGGUAAUUAAUGGAGAAGGCGGCGUUGGAAGAGCAGCAGCGAAAGGAAGUGGUAGAGGAGGAGUUGCCGGAGGAGAGGAAGAAGAAGCCGAGGAAGGGCGCGUACGGCUGGCUGAGAGAGAGGAAGGUCCGGGAGUUGGUCCAGGGGAAGCGGCGGCUGGUGGAGGUGCCCUACACCGCCACCCUGGCCCACACCCUCAACGCCCUCGUCGCCAACCGCGUCGCCGCCGUCCCCGUCGCCGCGCCGCCCGGCCACUGGAUCGGCGCGGGGGGCUCCAUGAUCCUCGAGUCCGACAAGGCCACCGGCGCCGUCCGCAAGCACUACAUCGGCAUGGUCACCAUGCUCGACAUCCUCGCCCACAUCGCCGAGGAGGAUCAUGCUGCUGACUUUGCCGCCGCGCCGGGUCCGGAUCUCGACGUUCGGAUGGCGGUCCCCGUCUCGUCUAUCAUCGGUCAUUCUCUCGAAGGGUUCAGCUUGUGGACCCUUAAUCCCAACACAAGCGUUUUAGACUGUAUGGAAUCAUUUUGCAAAGGAGUCCACCGAGCUCUAGUUCCACUUGAAAGUCGCGCAGAUCAUGUUGUUGCAGUAGAACUCGUGGAGGCAUCACCUGGUUACAGAAUGCUAACCCAAAUGGAUCUUUUAGCUUUCCUAAAAGAAAAUAGCCAGGAGUUGAAGGAUGUAUUGUCAUGCAGCGUUCAAGGGUUAGGAGCAAUCAAUGAGAAUGUUUUUGCUGUAAUGAAAUCUACAACAGUCAUCGGAGCUCUGAGAUCCAUGAGAACUGCUUCUCUGAAUGCUGUUCCUGUUGUCGAAGAAUCUCCGGGAGGUGGCCAACUGCUUCAAGAUGGAAGGGGAAAGAGGCUGGUCGCCACAUUUUCUGCAGCAGAUUUAGGGGGAUGCCCGAUUGGUCUGCUGCAGUCAUGGCUAUCGAUGAGCAUCAUGGAAUUUAAAGAAAGGGUGUGGAUGAGGGAGGGUGCCGCGCCUCAUCCUCACCAUAACACAAAACCUGCACCAAGGACGCUCAUUACAUGCGACCCUGGGACAAGCCUGGCUGAAGUUGUCGAGGAGAUGGUGGAAGGCGACGUUCACAGAGUGUGGGUCGUAGACCGAGAUGGGCUGCUCGUGGGGCUCGUCUCCCUUACGGACAUGCUGCGAGUUUUUAGAGAAUCUGUGCUGCUGGCCGACGGGGAGGCCGUUCCUGAUGUGCCAACUUCAUCUUCGCUCCAGAUUAAUUUUUAAUGGUGCUCUCAGGUAGCUGCUUCAACCUUCCUCUAAAUAGUGUUGUAUGAGGAAAUUUCGGAUCCUAAGGAUGGGAAACAGAUUAGCUGUGUCUCUUGACAACUGUUACUACAUACAUACAUACAUACA
Molecule: messenger RNA, 1416 nt
Organism: Phoenix dactylifera (date palm)
Lineage: Eukaryota; Viridiplantae; Streptophyta; Magnoliopsida; Arecales; Arecaceae
Product: Cystathionine beta-synthase (CBS) protein
Cellular component (GO): nucleus; cytoplasm
Source: RefSeq, a predicted model, not a curated record